Molecule: messenger RNA, 3642 nt
Organism: Dufourea novaeangliae
Lineage: Eukaryota; Metazoa; Arthropoda; Insecta; Hymenoptera; Halictidae
Gene: Ret
Product: proto-oncogene tyrosine-protein kinase receptor Ret
Biological process (GO): positive regulation of kinase activity; protein phosphorylation; cell surface receptor protein tyrosine kinase signaling pathway
Cellular component (GO): signaling receptor complex; axon
Molecular function (GO): ATP binding; transmembrane receptor protein tyrosine kinase activity
Source: RefSeq, a predicted model, not a curated record
AUGGUGCCUAUUUUGCUGUUGCUGCUGCUUCCUCUGCGGACACCUGCCUCCGAAUUAUACUUCUCGCAGUCCGAUCUGACUGUCAGGAUUCCGUACAAUCAGCGGAAUCAUGGAACCUCGUCGUGGAACCUGAAGCUGCUCGAACUUCGAACACUUCGAAAUAACAGAACGGAACCGAAGAACGUCGAAUACAGCGUCACUGUGCCUCGCGACGAUACCGUUUCGAUAGAUUCCGAAACGAACAGUCUUCUGCUGCUGCGUCGACCGCCGAAGAGAGUCGAAUCUGGAUAUUACACGAUCGUGGUCCUGGCGAAGGAGAACCCGGCCGGCAACGAAGCCGUGUUGGAGGUCAAAGUUCAUCCUAUCCUCGUCGACGAGCGAAUCAAUUGCACCGACUACGUUCAGGACAUGUGCUUCUGGAACGCGUCGAGGUACAAAAUUUACGAGAAUCAACCGAGCACGAUGAUCGGUACCUUCGGACCCGACGUUUACAGCGACGUUUGUCCCAGCUUUCGCGUCACCGGCUACAAGCUGCUAAACGGUACGGAAUACUUUUACGUGGCGAAGAACGCGUUGUACGCGAACAAGUCCCUGGACAGGGACACGUUGGGCCCGCCUCCGAGUGGUCCUGGACCCCGUAUUAAAAUUCAAGUUCAGUGCGUCGUCUGGGAGGAAACCACUGGUAUACAGUACGCACCGAUCAAACAUCUGGACGUGGAUAUUCUGGAUCAGGACGACAACGUUCCCAUCGCUCAGGGGAACGAUUCCGUCGUGAUAACACUUGGAGAUUUCACCGUGGGCGACAAACUAGUGGACGAUAACAGUUUAAUACUGACGGACGCGGACGCGGAAGGCAGCAAUCGGUAUGUCGUUCACAUUUUGGGAGACACGCACAACGCCCUGAACAUCACCUACAACACUCUACAGAUCGAAGCUUCAAAAGGCGUCCCCUAUACCGCGAUACUUCCCAAGAUUUUCGCGAAAACCACCCUUCUACCAAAAUCUCCGUAUCGCGUGACGAUUCAAGUACAGGACGUGUAUCUACUUCCGGAAUACGGAGAAAACACGAUGAACAUCACGCUAACCUUCUACGGACCGGAGCAUCGAACGACCACGACGACCGUGCCUUCGGUGCCGAGCAGACAACAGAUUUCCUAUCCUUCGAGCGUGAAAGUUGCUCGAGUUGCUACUCGUUACUCGCGAGUGGCGAAACCCUCGAACGAACCGCAUCCCUCUCUGAGGUUUAGCAUACAGGGCUCGGCUGCGUUCGCCGUCACACAGAAAGGAGGUAUUAUCUACGUGGCGGAUGAACAACUCCUCGACACAGAGCCGAACAAUUUGGUGCUCAGGAUCAAAUGGAGCGGAAAGGAUCGCGCCGUCGUCUCCUCGAAAGCCAUACGAAUCAACUUGGCGGCCGUGUCUGCUUCGAAACUCGACACGUGCAAUCGCACCCAGUCCGAGCAGGAGAACGAACGUUUGCACUCCUGUGCGAACGCUGAAACGCCGGAGGUUUGCGAAUCGAGCUGCGGCGUGGCCAGCGGGCUCUUCAGCAAAGGCAGCUUCUCGGGGCAAUGCGUGUGGCGAUGGAACAAACGUUCCAACGAAGCUGCGGUCAUGUCGGAUCAUUACCCAACCUGUUCUCCUGACUUGACUCACUGUCCCGACAACCGAUGCGACGAACUCGAAGAGCUGGAUCCCCGUAUAUGCCCGCAAGAUUGCAUCUUGGGAACUUGCGCGUGCGACGAUAUGCUGCAGUGUACCUGCAACGUCGACCGUUUGCCGUCGCGGAACGAUAACUCGGGUCGAGGCAAUAAAGACGGACGUGACGACGGUAAAUCAAGAGAUCGAGAGAACGAGGUUCUUGUAUCUGACGCUCGAAAAGCAUCCGGCGGACCCUGCGGCCCCUUUUGCAUGAUAGGAGCGAUCGGUGGUAGUUUCUUCGUGCUGAUCGCGAUCGUUGGCUCCUUCGUCACGUCGAGAUACAGAAUGGCCGCGAAGGGAGCUCGUCGAGACGGCAAGCGAAGAACAGCGAAUGGCGACGCGAACGGAAUUGGUAUACUGCCUUCCGAUUACAUAGAUCGAGGAGACGGACUGCUGAUCGGAUUGGACACCUUCACCGCGGCGAACCGGCACCUCUUACUUCCGAAAAGCUGCCCGCCGGAUCCAAAAUGGGAAUUUCCACGGUCGCGACUAACGAUCGAACAAGUGCUGGGCGAAGGGGAGUUUGGACGCGUUUUGCGGGCCAAAGCGAUCGACAUCGGCGGAGGAACAGGUCCGAUGACCGUCGCGGUGAAGACGUUGAAGGAGAACGCUUGCGCUUCGGAGCUUGCAGACUUGCUCUCGGAAUAUCAACUUUUGAAGGAAGCGCAGCACCCGAACGUGAUUAGAUUGUUGGGUGCAUGCACCACUCCCGGAGCGCCAGUCUACCUCAUUAUCGAGUUCGCGGAAUUUGGUUCUUUGCGGAACUACUUGAGACGUAGCAGACAUUUGGAAUCAGACGGAAGAAACGGUGGAGGUUGCUUGUCGUUGUCCAACGCCGACGAACAGUCGCGAGUCGCGGACGUAUCAUCGACGUACACGGUUACGCCACGCGACAUCCUCUCAUUCGCAUGGCAAAUAAGCAAAGGGAUGGCCUAUCUUGCCGACAUCAAGCUAGUUCACAGGGAUCUCGCCGCCAGAAACGUGCUACUCGCAACAGGAAAGGUUUGCAAGAUCUCCGAUUUCGGUCUUACGCGAGACGUGUACGAGGACGACGCGUAUUUAAAGCGCAGUAAAGGACGAGUUCCCGUGAAAUGGAUGGCACCCGAAUCCCUGGCCGAUCAUGUGUACACCAGCAAGUCGGAUGUUUGGAGUUUCGGUGUACUUCUCUGGGAAUUGGUGACAUUAGGUGCUUCCCCUUAUCCGGGCGUCGACGUGCACAAUCUGUACAAUCUGCUUAAAGCCGGAUACCGUAUGGAAAGGCCGGCGAAUUGUUCGCCGCAAUUGUAUAAAUUGAUGGUGUCGUGUUGGCAUCAGGAACCAGGAUCGAGGCCUUCUUUCAGAGAGCUCACCAGUCACUGGGAGAAGAUGUUGGAGGACAGCGUCGAAUACUUGGAUUUGAAUCCGAGAACUGUCGACAACCGGUCUUACUUCGCUUCCCUUCACGCGUUAGACAGUCCAAGCAGUUCCGGCAACGACGAACCCGACGACACCGAAGAAAAAACAACGACUUUCGCGAACAGUGUCGUCAACUACCUCGAGAAACCGUCUUCCGACACGGUCACCAAAUGCGACAAAGUCGACAAGCUGCAUACACUUUGGCAGGAGCCUGUCACAUUUUUCCCCGUUACCGAACAACGGAGCAAGCCGAAGUACGUUAACGAUCAACGAUCGAACUCCCGUGUCAAUCACUACGAAAGCCCGAUCAAAUUCCGAAAUCCGAGUGUCACGAGCGACAGCGAGAACGAUUUGGCUACGCCGACCAACGAACGUCCGCAAUCCUACAUCGACAUGGAAGGCAAAAAAUGUUUGGAAACCGAAGAUCUCCUUGUAUUUACCAGUAUAAACGAUAACAACCGAGGCGAAGAUAAGUGAACGAUUCGAAGGUGAACAUUAACGAAUUCUAUGUUGCGAUAGAAAUGAAUCGAACGAUGACGCUAAAGA